This is a messenger RNA of Myodes glareolus (Bank vole), 2973 nucleotides long. NCBI's taxonomy places the organism in Eukaryota, Metazoa, Chordata, Mammalia, Rodentia, Cricetidae. The record is from RefSeq and is a predicted model, not a curated record.
GCCCCACCGGCCCCGCCCCCGCGCGGGGGUUUGAAGCUCCGUUCCCGCCAUCUGCAGCUUCCUCCGGCCGCUGUGCAACACCUCAGGGAAUAUGCCAUUUGCUAAUGAGAUUGUGUCACUGCAAAGAUUUCUGCUAAAAUUGAAGACAAGGGCAUUGCCAUAGAUUUAUUUUUUUAAGUGGGUCUCUGGUUGACGCUGGGCAGUUCUACAUUCUGUAUUGAAUUCAUUCGGUUUGAAAGUUGUGUAAUCUGAAAUGUCCUAACUUACGUGUCUGAUUGACUUUGGCUUCUCAGGAGGUGUCUUUGGAAAUCUUCCUCAUGUGGCCCUCACCCUCUGAUGUGCAGUUAAGUGGAAAAACGAUGGUCCUCUACCCCUUGCUGGAUUGUGACGUGCAGUCUCAGGGCAGGACUCCAAGAGAGCCAAGUCUGUGCAGAGGCACCUGAUCUUUUAUUUGUCGGUGUGACCUUGGCCCAAGCAGGUCACAUGGUCAAGCCCAGAGUCAGAGUGCCAUUGAGCUUAGAUGGCCCCUGGGCUGAAAGAAGUAGCAAAACACAAAGUUUAUAAUAAUGUACAGACGAAGCUACGCUUAGAGCAGAAUUGCCAUCCCUCUGUUGUGUUGGGAGGAAAGAUAAGAACAGAAAGCCGACCUUCCAUGAUGCCUAGAUGUGACCUGUACACUAAGAAAUGAUCACGCAGGAAGAGGGUCCAAGACAGUAAGCAUCAGCUGAGCAAUAGGUUGGCUGCGUUGAAAUCAUAAUGAUACUGAAAACAUUCACACAGGGCUUUAUAAUUCAUCAAACAUUUUCAUAAGUCUUAUCACAAGGUACAGCCUAGAACAUUCGAGAGUCAAUUGAUUCCAAUUGUAAUUGAUUAACCAAGAUCUCAUGGAGUUUCAUUAACUUCGCCAUAGUCCUAAGACUAGUAGAGGGAAGGUCUGAGGAUUUGUGUGACCAGCUCUAUUCCUGUUCUACAGUGAGACUUUGUGCAAAAAAGAAAAUGUAAAACAAAUAAGCACACAAGUGUCAGGAAGCCAGAUUUGGGGUCAUAUCAGGCAGAAUAAAUGCUAAACAAAGAAUUAACGUUUUUGUUUGUUUAGUACUAAUUGACAGAAAGCUUUCUGAGGUUGGAUUUAUUCUCUCCCUGCUUCUGAACCAACGAUGAGGAAAUGGGAAUCAAUGCGGAAGCAAAUAGAAGAGCGAGCAUCUCACUAUGAGAGGAAGCCGUUGUCGUCUGUGUAUAGACCGAGACUGUCCAAGCCAGAAGAACCACCCUCCAUUUGGAAGCUAUUUCAUCGUCAGAAUCAAGCUUUUAAUUUUGUUAAAAGCUGUAAAGAGAAUGUUCACGUAUUUGCUUUGGAGUGCAAAGCAGGAGAUGGACAACGCAUCUACCUUGUAACAUCGUAUGCUCAACUUUGGUUUUACUAUAAGUCCCGGAAAACUCUCUUGCAUUGCUAUGAAGUGAUUCCUGAGAAUGCUGUGUGCAAGCUUUAUUUUGAUCUGGAAUUUAACAAGCUGGCCAACCCAGGAGCUGAUGGGAAAAGGAUGGUUGCAUUGCUCAUAGAGCAUGUUUGUAAAGCACUUGAGGAGUUAUACGAUGUUCACUGCUCAGCUGAAGAUGUUUUCAACUUGGAUUCCAGCACUGAAGAAAAAUUUAGCCGACAUCUAAUAUUUCAGCUCCGUGAUGCGGCAUUUAAAGAUAACAUUCAUGUUGGUAAUUUUGUGAGAAAAAUUCUGCAACCUGCUCUUCACUUAAUUACCCGGGAAGAUGAAGAUAAAAUUCCAGAGGAAAUGGGCCACGAAGCUUCCCGUUUUUCUGAUGUACUAUUGGAACAAGAGACUUCAGAAGCCUGGGAGACACCGGAGUUGCCUAAGCGGCACAGCCCUGACCUUUCCUUUUUAGUUGUGAAGAAUGGCAUAGGAGAAAAGUGUCUUUUUGUAGACUUAGGAGUUUAUACAAGAAACAGAAACUUCCGACUGUAUCAAUCAUCAAAGAUAGGAAAAUGUGUGGCUUUGGAGGUUGCUGAAGAUAACAGAUUUAUCCCAGAACAGUCAAAAGAUAUUUCUGAGGAAAACCAGUAUUUCCUGUCUUCCCUGGUGAGCAAUGUCAGAUUCUCAGACUCUUUGCGAAUUCUCACAUGUGACACAUCUCAGACUAAAAGAAAGCGGGCUGAGUGUUUUAACAGCACCGGCGCUUCAGCCGAAUCCAUCGCAGGCUUUCAGUGCUCACCGUAUCCUGAAGUUGACCAAUUUGUUAUUUCUUUGGUGAAUAAACAUGCCAUCAAAGGAGGAAUUCGGCGUUGGAACUACUUUUUCCCAGAAGAAUUACUGGUUUAUGAUAUCUGUAAAUAUCGUUGGUGUGAAAACAUUGGAAGACCCCACAAAAGUAAUAAUAUUAUGAUUCUGGUUGAUCUGAAAAAUGAAGUUUGGUAUCAAAAAUGCCAUGAUCCUGUAUGUAAAGCACAAAACUUCAAAUCUAACUGCUUUCCAUUACCCACUGAAGUAAGUCUGCGGUUCCUUCUGAAAGAGGAGGAGCUCACUUCGGAUGAAGCAGAUGAAUUCAGCAACUCACUGGCCAAGAAUUCUCAAAUCCCAUCAUCCAGUAUCCUGUCACCAGGCGAGUCUUCCGACGCUGACUGGGAUGACAGAGACGAUGCCUGCUUCCUAGAAGCCACAGAAGAUGCUGAAUUCGCUGAUGCUGCAGAUAGGAGUCUUCUUGGUGACAAGGAUGCAAUAGACGAUAUUCCAGACGAACUCAUGGAAGCAUUACAGAGUAGCUAACUGUGGGCAGGAUUUACAUAAUGAGGCUAGAAUUUGCCUGAAGCCUGAGAUUUGAUGACAUAAAUGUUAAAUUAGGGCUGAGGCUAUAGCCCAAGAGUAGACUACUUACCAAGCAUGUGCAAGGCCCUGCAUCUAAUCCCCAAUACCAUAAAAAAUCAAAUUACAUUAACUUAUUAUUAAACCUGUUUAUAACAAC